This is a messenger RNA of Punica granatum (pomegranate), 3461 nucleotides long. NCBI's taxonomy places the organism in Eukaryota, Viridiplantae, Streptophyta, Magnoliopsida, Myrtales, Lythraceae. The record is from RefSeq and is a predicted model, not a curated record.
CCUUUCCUCUUUCUCCCCGCAAGUAAUCACAAGAAGCCCCACUCUCAAGGUUUUGAAAACUGCUCUUAUGAGAGGGAGAGGAGAGAGAGAGGGGUUUAGCGGGAAAUUGAGGAAGAAGGCGCUCUGAGCUAAUUUUCCCAAAUUUGCCGGGAAGCCCCUACAAUUUACCCGGAUUCACCAUCCCCGUCCCUCCCUCCGUCCUCAACCUCACCUCCUCCAUUGCUCCCCACAGUGAGCUGAGCUCCCAAUUGUGGAGGGCUGAGCCAAAGCCACUUCGCUCUUAUGAGUCGUCUAGGGUUUAAGUGUGUGGUGUAUCACGGUGAGACGUGCCUCGGGGAGCUGGACGCCAUUCCGGUCUCCGACCAGGGCUUCCAAUUCCCGGGCAACGAGAUUCGGAUCCACCACAUCUCGCCGCACAGCGAGCGCUGCCCUCCCCUCUCCGUCCUCCAGACGAUCUCAUCCUUCUCGGUCCGCUGCAAGCUUGAGUCCUCCUUCCCCGGCGAGCAGUCCCAUUUGAUCAACCUCCACGCGUCCUGCUUCUAUGAAUGCAAGACGGCGGUUGUGGUGCUUGGGGAUGAAGAAAUUCACUUGGUGGCGAUGCCGAGCAAGCAGAAGAAGUUCCCAUGCUUUUGGUGCUACUCUGUUCCCAUGGGCCUCUAUAAUUCCUCACUGGCAUUGCUUAACCUCCGCUGCCUCGCCAUUGUGUUCGAUCUCGAUGAGACGCUCAUUGUUGCUAACACUAUGAAAUCCUUCGAGGAUAGAAUCGAGACUCUUCGGGGUUGGCUGGCCCGCGAAACCGAUCCGGUAAGGAUAUCGGGGAUGUCGGGGGAACUAAAGCGGUAUGCUGAUGAUCGGGCGCUGUUGAAGCAGUAUGCAGAGAAUGAUUAUGUGGUCGAUAAUGGGAAGAUGUUCAGGGUUCAGAUGGAGGAGGUUCCUCAGCUUUCAGAAAGCCACGAGAAAGUUGUUAGACCAAUAAUUAGAUUGCAAGAGAAGGGCAUUGUAAUUACUCGCAUCAAUCCCGAGAUUCGUGAUACUAGUGUGCUUGUGAGAUUGCGGCCUGCUUGGGAGGAUUUGAGGAGUUACUUAACUGCAAAAGGACGUAAAAGGUUUGAAGUUUAUGUAUGCACAAUGGCUGAGAGAGACUAUGCUUUGGAGAUUUGGAGACUUCUUGAUCCAGAGGCACACUUAAUUAGUUCAAGACAACUUCUGGACCGGGUUGUUUGUGUCAAAUCUGGUUCGAGAAAGUCACUACAAAACGUGUUCCAACAAGGCACGUGCCACCCUAAAAUGGCGAUGGUGAUCGAUGAUCGAUCGAAGGUCUGGGAAGACAGGGAUCAGCCACAAGUGCAUGUGGUCCCUCCAUUUACUCCGUAUUAUGCUCCUCAAGCAGAGACAGCAAACGCUGUUCCAGUGCUCUGUGUGGCAAGGAAUGUUGCAUGCAAUGUCAGAGGUUAUUUUUUCAAGGAAUUUGAUGAGAACCUAUUAAGGAAAAUAUCUGAUAUUUUUUAUGAAGAUGAUGUGGUUAAUUUGCCCACCGCUCCUGAUGUGAGCAAUUACUUGAUGUUUGAGGAGACUGCUCAACCUAAUGGCACUGCAAAUGCCCCAAUUACUGAGGGAAUGCAUGGUGCAGAAAUUGACCGGAGACUUAACCAAGCGGUUGCUGAUACCACUACAAAUGGUUCUGAGUUAAGACCUGAAAUUUCUCAGCCAUCUGCUCCAGUAAAUCCUACUGCCAUUGGGCCCGCAACUUCAAGAACUCUAAUCCCAUCUCAGAAACCUAGUUUGCUUGGAACUCCUGCCCGGCAAGAUUUCAGCUUUCCUGAUAAGGACCAAGACUUGAAAAAAAGACUCCUUAAUGUGAAGCAUGGUGCAGAUUUGAGGAACUCAAGCGAACCACCUCUUCUAUCUAGACCCCCAGUUGUACCACUCGUGGCAAUUCCCCAUCAUGGGAGUGCCAUGGUAGAAGAAGAUGCUAACAGAGCAAAUCUAAAUAGUCGACCAUCUGUUGUCCCUCAAGAUUCUGAUGUAUCAAAGUGUGACAAGCAAAGAAUUUAUCAGAAUCCAUUUGGUCAUAGCAUCUCAAGUUCUAGUUCCCCUUGUCCACCCUCAACUGCAUCCCAGGUGAAGACUGAAGAGGCAUAUGCUGGACACGAUCAGCAAAAACCUUGUGUGUCUUCAGGAAGUCAGGCUUCUGAGGCUGGUAUUUCUCAGAAUCAUGUGCAUUCUAGAGACAGAGAAGCUCAAAUUGAAGCUGGAAGAGUGAACCUGCUAACAUCCUCCAUGUCCAUCAGUGCGUUGCAAGAAAUUGGACGAAGGUGCAGCUCCAAGGUUGAGUUCCGAUCAGUUCUUAGCACGAGCAAGGAUCUGCAAUUUUCUGUCGAGGUUUUAUUUACUGGUGAGAAGAUAGGUGUUGGAAUGGGUAAGACAAGAAAGGAUGCUCAACAACAAGCAGCUUUGGUUGCUCUCCACAGCUUGGCAGAGAAGUAUGUCAAUUAUGCUACUACCUGUUCUGGAGCUGCGGAUGGGAAUGCUGAUAAGCUUCCUUUACAAAAUGAAAACGGAUUUCUGUGGGAUGUCAUUGGUUCCGAAUCUCGGGAACUGCCCAGAGAAGAUGGGAUGGGCAAAGAGAGCGUCCCAGUGGGAGGAGAUUUUCAUGGAUCUUCCGCUACCUGAUCAUUACAUCUUUUAGACAAAUAUUUUUGCUCGGUUCAAGGAUAUGCCUUGGCAUGAGAAGUUUGCAUUACUGCUGGUGGUUUUGCAGACGCAUCUCCUCUUAUGGAUUUUGAUUCCAGCAGGACUUGGAAUAUGAUAUCUGAAGGGGAGUGAGACGAGAUCCUCUCUGCUGCAUGUGCCCUUCGCUGUCCUUGUUCGUUUUGUGUCAAUAGAAUAUGAUGCGGAGGUGAUUGCAUGGUUGGCUCCCUAAUGCCUACCAUGCUCAAAGCAGCAGCAGAAUGACAGGAUAUUGAAGCUAGAUCUGGUUUGUAUCUGUGCUGUACUGUUUUGAAGUCCAAACAACACGGCUGUUCUCUUGUCCGUGGAGCCAACAUGAAAAGGGAAAUUCUGUACUCAAGAAUAAGAGAACUAUAUGCUGACAGCUUGACAUGUUGGGCGAUUCCGUUUUUCCCCAGGGAAAAACUCGCCCCAGCUAGCGUUGCAGUUGGAUGCAGAAACGGAACUACAGAAAGAAAAAUGGUAGACUAGAACAGUAGAUAGGAUUUUUGUUGUGGGGAAGGUUUACUCAGUAUUCUGUAUACUUUCAGUGUUCUUGUAAAGUCAUGCUUUGAGGAUAGCGCACAGGUACAGAGAUGUUGUGUGGAUGGCUCCGGGAGUUCGCAUGUCAAGGUUCCUCUUACUGCAAUCCGAUUUGAUUCGGCUACUUUAACUGAUUGCUUACGAGCUCCAUUUGGGGUGAUACUCAGUCAAAACACUGAAUUCCUGAGUCACGCUGCUUGAUUGUUUGA